This is a messenger RNA of Cynara cardunculus var. scolymus (artichoke), 2141 nucleotides long. Its product is annotated as sorting nexin 2B-like. Gene Ontology annotation, molecular function: phosphatidylinositol binding. The transcript has 5 exons. The record is from RefSeq and is a predicted model, not a curated record. NCBI's taxonomy places the organism in Eukaryota, Viridiplantae, Streptophyta, Magnoliopsida, Asterales, Asteraceae. The coding region runs from base 215 to 1897 and encodes 560 amino acids.
UUUUCAGAAUGCACUUGUUUGCUAAUCCAACUACCAUCAAAACUUCAACUAGACAGUUACUUCAGCUGUAGAUCAAGUCGUCGGAAAUAUCUGGAUCCCCCGUCGUUCACACGUCUCCGACCACCGGCAGCCACCGCUGCAUACCAUGCUUGGUGCUUGAAUCAAUUCAUAGUCAAGUAAUGAUCUGAUUGUUAUUUUCCUCUUUCUCAAUCAAAUGAAGGGGUCGGAAAAUAAAAAAGAUCGUAUCUCCUCGUCGAAGGAAGAAUCGGAAGAAGAAAUCCUCUUUCAUCUCGAUGAUUCUUCGUUGACCUCUAAAUCCUUCUCCAAUUACAGAAGUGCGAUGAGCAUUCUAUCGGAUGACUCCGACCACCCACUCGCCACCCCCGCCGAAACCGAUCCUUUACUCUCACCACCGUCUCCGCCUCCACCAGUCAAAAACCCUAAUUCGAACAAUGAUUCACGCAUUGACCCUCUGACAUACGCGCAUGUGAACUUCAUGCCUCCAAAUAGAGACGAUCAAUCGUUGUCUGUCGAAAACCCUAGCGAAGAAUCUGAAAUCGUGGUACCGUUGUCAACACCACCGUAUUUGAAAAUAACAGUGUCGAAUCCACAUAAAGAAGUAGAAUCAUCGAAUUCAAUCGUUCCGGGAGGCAAUACUUAUGUCACGUAUCUAAUCACGACGAAAACGAACAUGCCAGAGUUUGGUGGACCGCAGUUUACUGUAAGGCGGCGGUUUAAGGACGUGGUAACAUUAUCAGACCGACUACUUGAGGCGUACCGAGGGUUUUUUAUACCUCCCAGGCCAGAGAAGAGUGUAGUCGAGAGUCAAGUUAUGCAAAAGCAUGAGUUUGUUGAACAAAGAAGAAAUGCAUUGGAGAAAUACUUGCAGAGAUUGGCCAAGCAUCCCGUCAUCAGGCAGAGUGAUGAGUUGAGAGUGUUUUUACAGGUUCAGGGAAAGCUUCCAUUGCUGCCCACUGCUGCUGUAACGUCAAGGAUGCUCGAUGGCGCAACAAGGUUGUCAAAACAGUUGCUUGGGGAUACUUCAGGUGGUGGCAGUGUUAGGAUUCAGCCUGAGGAUGUUGUGCAGCCUGCAAAAAGCAGGUGGGAUUUUCUAAGGAUUAUGAAGGAGAUGAACCAAGCUGUGAGUAAUGAUUGGGGAGGAUCUAAACCAUCUAUAGCUGAGGAAGAUACUGGGUUUCUUGAAAAUAAGAAGAGACUGCUUAAUCUUGAGAAGCAACUUACCAAUGCUUCCAAGCAGGCAGAAUUGUUUGUCAAAGCUCAACAAGAUAUGGCAGAGACAAUGGGGGAAUUUGGGCUUGCAUUUAUUAAAGUGACAAAGUUUGAAAACGACCAGGCAGUUCUUGAUACUCAGAAGAAAAGGGCUGCUGACAUGAAGAAUUUGGCUACUACUGCCAUUAAAGCUAGUAGAUUAUAUCGGGAAUUAAAUUCGCAUACUGUUAACCAUUUGGAUAUGCUUCAUGAUCACAUGGGAUUAUUACUAGGAGUCCACAAUGCAUUCUCAGAUCGUUCUAGUGCGUUAUUGACUGUUCAAACUAUUACAACUGAACUGGAUUCUUUGUACUCACAAGCUGAAAAACUGGAAUCAUCAUCCUCCAAAACAUAUGGCAGCGAUAAGUCAAAGACACUCAAACUGGGUGAGGUUAGGGAAGCUAUUAGAGUCACCGAGGAUGCAAAAAACAGUGCUAUGAGAGAGUACGAGCGGAUUAAGGAAAAUAACAGGACUGAAAUUGAUAGGCUAGACACAGAAAGGAAGGCAGAUUUCAAAAACAUGUUGAAGGGAUUUGUGCUUAAUCAGGUAGCUAUAUCGGAGAAAAUUGGGAUGGAAUGGGGAAAAAUUGCAGGGGAGACGAGUGGAUACGCAGAACAUGGCGGUUGAGGUAGGGAAUUUUGUACAUUCAGUUUUUGUUUUUUUUAGGUUUAACUUAUUCAUGUUCUGGUAGCCGAAUAGAGCCAGCCAGCCAACUACAAUAUACACAAAAAUAAGAAGGAUAAGUGGAAAUCAUUUUGUUUUACAUGUUGUAUUCCACAUUUUAGUCGUUAGGUCGAAUAUAAUGGUUUUGUCGUUUUUGUUGACUGUUAGGCCUUCAUUUCUCGAUCAAUGAUUUGACAUUUUUCGUUCA